This is a messenger RNA of Carica papaya (papaya), 1492 nucleotides long. RefSeq names its product 7,8-epoxymelianol synthase CYP88A154-like. Gene Ontology annotation, cellular component: endoplasmic reticulum. Lineage: Eukaryota; Viridiplantae; Streptophyta; Magnoliopsida; Brassicales; Caricaceae. Gene Ontology annotation, molecular function: heme binding; ent-kaurenoic acid monooxygenase activity; iron ion binding. The record is from RefSeq and is a predicted model, not a curated record. Gene Ontology annotation, biological process: multicellular organism development; brassinosteroid homeostasis; sterol metabolic process.
AUGGAUUUGGUUUUCUUGAUAUUUGGAGUUAUUGUGUGUGCAUAUGUGUUAGUAUUUGGGAUAGUGAAACGUGCAAACGAGUGGUAUUAUGUCGGAAGAUUGGGGAAGAAGAAACAACUUCUUCCGCCAGGAGAUAUGGGGUGGCCUUUGCUUGGGAAUCUGCGCGCCUUCAUUAAAGCUUUUAAAUCCCAAACUCCUGACAACUUCAUCUACGAAUUGGUUAAGAGAUAUGGACGAACUGGUAUCUAUAAGACUUAUUUAUUUGGGAGCCCAAGUAUCAUAGUGAGUAUACCCGAGACUUGUCGGAAAGUGUUAGGAGAUGACCAGCACUUCGCAUUAGGUUACCCUGCCUCCACUAAACAGUUGACUGGGAAAAGAUCAUUUCACAGUGUUUCCCAUGCUGAGCACAAGCGCUUGCGCAAGCUUACCAGCUCGCCCAUCAGUGGUCACACGGCGUUGAGUACGUACAUUCCCUGUAUGGAAGACAUUGCAAUGACUUCGUUGGAUGAAUGGGCCUCCAUGCAACGCCCAAUUGAAUUCUUGAAUGAGAUGAGAAAGGCAGCUUUCAAGGUUAUUACCCACAUAUGGCUGGGUUCUCACGAUGAUUCCACACGUAAAUUAAUGGAGAAGUAUUACAUAGAUUUUAGUUGUGGAUUAAAAGCAGUUGCUAUUAACAUCCCUGGUUUUGCUUUUCACAAGGCACUCAAGGCAAGAAAGAAGUUGGUUGAGAUUCUUCAAGGAGUUCUUGAUGAAAGGAAGAGACUUAAGAACGAAGAUUGGGAGGAUAGAAAGAGGGGGAUGGUUGAUUUAUUGUUGGAAGUUGAAGAUGAGAACAGUGUGAAGCUUGAAGACGAGGAUAUUAUAGAUUUACUGCUGGUCUUCUUGUUAGCCGGCCAUGAAAGCUCUGCACAUGCUGCAAUGUGGGCACUUAUUUAUCUCCAUCAACAUCCAGACAUGUUGCAGAAGGCCAAGGAAGAGCAAGAAGAGGUGGUGAAGAAAAGACCAUCCACACAGAGAGGAUUGAAUUUUGACGAGAUAAGACAAAUGCGUUACACUAGUAAAGUGAUUGACGAGACACUCCGAAGAACAAAUGUUUCAUUUUCAAAUUUCCGUCAGGCAAAAGAAGAUGUAACCAUAAAUGGUUAUUUAAUACCCAAAGGCUGGAAAGUAUUGGUGUGGAAUAGAGGCGUUCACAUGGAUCCUGAAGUUCAUAAAAAUCCAACAGAGUUUGAUCCAUUUAGAUGGGAAGAUUACAAACCAAAACCAUCUUCUUUCAUUCCAUUUGGAGGAGGAAGCAGGAUAUGCCCUGGAGCUGAACUAGCCAAGGUUGAGGUCUACAUUUUCCUUCACUAUUUCCUUCUUAAUUACAGGCUUGACCGGGUUAAUCCUGCCAGCCCCGUGGUCUACCUACCCAUCCCAAGACCCGCAGACUACUGCCUUGCACGAAUUAUCAAGCUCUCCAAUAAUUCCACUUAAUAUAUUACAAUUUUAC